AUGUCAAAAACCCCAAGGAUGUGGAACCUCCGGUUCGUCAGCGCGAGAGCGGAAAGCCAAGACUUUUGGAAAGUUGGGUCGCGCCGCUGCAUGUGCACUUUUUACAAUGGGGAACAGACUGGGAACUUUUUGAUUUUCACGAGCCGAUGUUCUUUUUCUUCUAUUUCGAGUGGGGAGAGAACGCGGAUGGAACAAAACGGGGUUCGGGUGUGUGUACGAAUACAUACAUCGUAUGGGUGA
Molecule: messenger RNA, 240 nt
Organism: Colletotrichum lupini
Lineage: Eukaryota; Fungi; Ascomycota; Sordariomycetes; Glomerellales; Glomerellaceae
Exons: 1
Coding region: 1-240 (79 amino acids)
Source: RefSeq, a predicted model, not a curated record